Molecule: messenger RNA, 4462 nt
Organism: Conger conger (European conger)
Lineage: Eukaryota; Metazoa; Chordata; Actinopteri; Anguilliformes; Congridae
Product: collagen alpha-1(XXI) chain-like
Exons: 30
Coding region: 85-2979 (964 amino acids)
Source: RefSeq, a predicted model, not a curated record
ACAAGGAGAAUUUACUCACCUGCGAUUUACAUCAAUUCGGUCUUGAACUUGGAAGUUUGGCUUGUUGUGGGGAACUCAUACGUUAUGAAGAGUGGUUUGGGAGACUGGGACACCUACUUAACCAUGAACUUGUGGUUGUUAAGUCCACUGGUAAUGCUCCAGAUCUUGCCCAGUUUACAAGGAAAUGAUGAGGAGGAUAUCCGAGCUGGAUGCAGCACAGCCAUGAAUGACCUGGUGUACAUCAUCGAUGGCUCCUGGAGCGUUGGCAGCAUUGACUUUGAGACGGCAAAGCGCUGGCUGGUGAACAUCACCAGUGGCUUUGAUGUGGGCUCCCAGUACACGCAGGUGGCCGUGGUCCAGUACAGCGACACGCCCCGGCUGGAGGUCCCGUUGGGAAAGCACCAGAGCAGCCAGGACCUCGUCGGCGCCAUCAGGGAGAUCGACUACCUGGGUGGCAACACGCAGACGGGCCGUGCCAUCAGGUUCGCCACUGACCAUGUCUUUCCGUCCACUCAUCGCUCCCAUUCCGCGAAGAACCGCAUAGCCGUGGUGGUGACUGACGGCAAGUCGCAGGAUGACGUGGUGGAUGCCAGCGUGGAGGCCCGGGCCCAGGACAUCAUCCUGUUUGCCGUGGGCGUGGGCAACGAGAUCGCCAGCUCGGAACUGGUGUCUAUCGCCAACAAGCCCUCCUCGGACUACGUGCUGUAUGCCGAGGACUACGCCGCCAUGGAGCGCAUCCGGGACGCCAUGGAGCAGAAGCUGUGUGAGGAGUCUGUGUGCCCAACUCGGAUUCCUGUGGCCUCGAGGGAUGAGAAGGGUUUUGAGCUGAUGUUGGGUAUGAAGGUGUUCCAGAAGGCUCAGAAGACCCAAGGCUCCCUGGUGUCAGAGGCUGCCUACCUGCUGAGUGCAAGUGUGGAUAUUACAGAGAACACAAACGAAAUCUUUCCAGAAGGUCUUCCUCCUUCCUAUGUGUUUGUGUCCACCCUUCGGCUGAAGGCCCCAACCAACCUGGAGACGUUUGACCUGUGGAGGAUAAUGUCCAAGGAUGGCAUCUAUCAGGCUGCAGUCACUCUGAAUGGGAUAGAAAAGUCUGUCACCUUCACCACCACCAACGCCAUCAGUGAGGAACAGAUCGUCAUCAUCAGCAACACUGGCAUCAAGAAACUCUUCAAUGAAGACUGGCACCAGCUCAAGCUCCUGGUGAUGCCCAGGAAUGUUAUCUGCUUCCUUGACGACGUACAGAUCAUGGAGCGGACCCUGGAGCCGGUCAUCCCAAUCUAUAUCAAUGGGAAGACGCAGAUCGCCAAGAGAUUCAAGAAGGAGACCACAGUCCCUAUUGAGUUACAAAAGCUGAGGCUGUACUGUGACCCUCAUCAAAGUGAAAGAGAAACAGCAUGUGAAAUUUAUUCUGUGGAUGAUGAAAGGUGCCCACUGGACCGGGAACCCAGUGUGGAGGAGUGUCACUGUUCUGAAGGCAAGCCUGGACCUCCUGGUCUCCGCGGACCAAUGGGUUUCCGAGGUGAGAAAGGGAGAGCUGGACUUCCAGGCCCUGAUGGUGAACCUGGAAUGCUGGGAGACCCUGGGCUGCAAGGGCAAAAGGGUGGAACAGGUCUUCCUGGGCCCUCAGGAGAUCCAGGCCUAAAGGGCAUUAAAGGCGACAGAGGAGACCAGGGCCUGCCAGGGAGACCGGGGGCCCCAGGUCCCCAGGGACCGGGGGCUUCACAAUUAAACCUGGGCAUAAUGGGAAUGCCAGGGAAAAAGGGAAGUCAGGGUGAGAAGGGAGUGACAGGACUUCCUGGUCAGUCUGGACCAAUGGGGGAUCUGGGAAUUCCUGGUAAAGAUGGGUCUGCUGGACCAGAGGGACAGAAGGGUGAGAAAGGAGAAACUGGUGUGCCAGGUGUUAAUGGAGAGAGAGGACUUCCAGGAUUCCGGGGUUACCCUGGGGAUGCUGGACCAAUGGGACCUCAGGGGGAGAAAGGGAUUCAGGGACAACAAGGAUCCUCAGGCCCAAAGGGACCUCCGGGAAUCCAGGGCCCCAUGGGUCCACCAGGGCUUGAUGGAUUCAAAGGCCCAAAGGGUACCACUGGAGAGCGUGGGGAAGCAGGAUUUCCUGGCCUGCUGGGACCAAAGGGUGCUCAGGGAGACCCAGGGAUGCAGGGGUUACCAGGGGUGAUGGGAAUGCCAGGUUUUAAAGGACCCAAGGGUGAGGUGGGAGAAACUGGUCCGAAAGGAAAUCAGGGUGGGCCAGGCAGCGUGGGAGCUCCCGGGUCUGCUGGCACUCCAGGCGAAGCCGGGCUCAGGGGAAGCAAAGGAGAGAAAGGCACAGCGGGCGACCUGGGAGUCAGAGGGGCUGAUGGGAAGAAGGGGGACAUGGGCUCACCCGGAGGCACCGGAUCGCGUGGCCCCCCAGGCCAAGAUGGGUUACCGGGGCAACCAGGUGUGCCUGGUUAUCCAGGGAAGCCUGGAAAGCCUCCUUCAGAUGAACACUUGAUGAAGCUUUGCAGCAAUGUGCUGCAGAAUCAGCUACCUCAGCUGCUGCAGAUGAUGGCACCAGGUGGCUGCCCUUCAUGUGAAACAGUGCGGGGGCCCCCAGGUCAACCUGGGGCUCCAGGUACCAAGGGACCUACUGGUCCCACAGGGUAUCCUGGCAGGGCUGGCUCCCCAGGAUAUCCUGGGCCCCCAGGCAUGCAAGGACCCCGGGGAACUAAAGGAGACACUGGGCCAAGGGGAUUGAAAGGUUCCAAAGGAGAUGGUCGUACGGGACAGCCGGGCCCACCUGGACCAAUAGGGCUUCAGGGCCCCUGUGGCAGAGACGGGGAAGGUUUUCCUGGCCCGCCUGGCAUGCCAGGGAAUAUUGGAAUACCUGGCUCUCCGGGAAAGAGAGGCCCGCCUGGCUCAGCGGGGGUAUGUGACAUGUCCAUGUGCUACCAGCCCUACAAUCCCAGGGAGAACCAUUUCAGCAAAGGGCCCAACUUCUAAGUGACCGCAGAUAGACCAAGGAUGGUCAAGACUGGUGGCACUUCCCACUUGAGCAGGGAAGUGAGCAGACAUGGACCAGUGAAUCCCUGAAUGGUGUGUGUAGUCCACCAAGGACCAGGAAACAUUUGGGUCAGGCUGACAGAAACAAGUGGAUAACAGUGUUGCUUUAAGAGAAGCAAGAUGGUUUUGCUCAUGUACAUACAGUACCUAGUGCACUGCCUUAGUUAAGCUACCUCCAUGCUAGAAACAAGGCAUUACAUCUUACGAGUAAUUUACUGUAAAGGCUGUUUUUUUUUUCCAGAUGACUGAAAUUACUUUGAUUCUCAUUCCGAUUGUACUGUAUCAAGCCAACCAUGUAACAAGUAUAUGUAUUCAUGUUUAUUGUUUUAUGUAAGUAUAUUGUAUUCACCUGUGAUGGACUGGCAACCUGUCCAGGGUGUAUUCCUGCCUUUCGCCCAAUGUAUGCUGGGAUAGGCUCCAGCCCCCCUGCGACCCUGUUCAGGAUAAGCGGGUUAAGAUAAUGGAUGGAUAGAUGGAUGGAUGGAUAUUGUAUUCACUAUUGCACAUCAUUGAUGUGAUUUCCUGAACCCGAAAUGGGAGUUUUACAUGCAGAUUCCUUCAUGAAUUUUACAGUAUCUGUAACAUCCAAAUUAAUUCUGGCUGACAGAUCGAUUGGUGCUAUGAGUUGGGAAGUUCAUACUGAGAAGCAAGCCUCACUUUGAAAUGUGCCUUCAAGUAAAAUGUAACAUUGUAACAAUUAAGUAUUGCUGUGAUAGGAUCAAACCUUAACCCAAAAGUGUAUUGCUCCACUGCUUUAGGUAACCACAACUACAAUACUUCCUGCCUAAUCUAUUAUUAACUGAUAACUCGUUAGAUUAUUUGAGAAGAAGGAAUAUCAAUAGAUUAUUCCCUCUGAAAAAGGCACUGGUUGAAGCCAAUUUGUUUUUCCCAAUUGUCUGACUACUUCUUUUAUAUUCUAUAAAACUGGUUAAAUCUAUACCGGGAAUACAUUAAUAUUAUUGUGUUUGGUUUUUGUGCCAGCCCUAUCUAAAGCUUUUAUUUUUUCCCCCUGUUUCUGCUUUCUAUCUGGCAGUGGUAAUCAGUGUGUAUGAAAUAAGUUUUAUACCAGUGUAAAGGUGUAAGGGUUGUUAUUUAUCAGUGUAUUUCAAUGUAUUAUAUUUCACUACUCUAGAGAGGACCUCCUAAUUGUUUAUUCAUUUGAUUGUUAUUAUCACCAUUUAUGAUUCAAAAAGUUCUACUUUGUAAGAAAAGUCUGCAAAGAUUAAGCUUCUUUCCUUUUUAUAACAACACAACAAAAAUACUUAUGAGCAGCUAAGUGUCAGCUUUUAACCCUUUCCAUUUUGCCCCCACUAGAGGGAAAUUUUCAUCAACCCAGAACUACUUUAUGUUUGUGCACCAACCUGAUGUCAACUUGUGUACAAAAUAUGGGAAAGAUUCUAGUUUUCCCAAAACUGCACCCAGA